AUGAAAGACACCGUCAAGGCAAGACAAAACUUGGAAGAUAUGAAAAUUCGAAAGGAGCUGCACUUAACCAAGAGAAGUGACGGAAAAUAUAAUAUGCCUGUUGCAUGUUAUGUUAUGAAUAAAAAAGAAAAACAGGAGUUUUGUGAGUUUCUAAAGUCCGUAAAAUUUCCAGAUGGGUAUGCAUCAAAUAUUUCUCGUUGUGUGAGUUCGCGUGAUCAAAAGAUAUCUGGAUUCAAAAGCCAUGAUUUUCAUGUACUGUUACAACGAAUAAUUCCCACUGGAAUUCGGGGGUCAUUAAAUAAGGAAGUGUGUGACGUAUUAGCAGAGUUGGGUCAUUUCUUUCAACGUUUGUGCUGCCAGAAGCUGAGAAAAACUGAACUAGAGCAAAUGAAAGAAGAUAUAGUCAUUAUAUUGUGUAAACUUGAAAAGAUAUAUCCUCCUGCUUUCUUUGACGUCAUGGUUCAUCUGUCUAUUCAUUUACCCAAUGAGGCAUUGCUCGGUGGCCCCGUUCAGUUUAGAUGGAUGUAUCCCAUUGAAAGGUUUUUAGGUGAUUUGAAGCAAACCGUGCACAAUAAAGCUCAUCCAGAAGGUUCAGUUGCAAAAGCGUACAUAGCAAAAGAGUGCUUGACUUUUUGCUCUAUGUAUUUGCCAAGCUUUGUGGAAUUGUCCGAAGAGGAGUUUAAUAUGACUCAAUGGUUUGUCUUCCAAAAUUGUGAAGAGGUUGAACCAUAUCUUGAACCAGGGAUACAGAAGGACGGAAAUAUUGUGAGUGUUAGAGUUAGUAGAAAGUGGUAUGAGAAUGAUUCUUGCAUACUAGCAAAUCAAGCAAGACAAGUUUUUUACAUCAAAGAUCCUAAAUUAGGAAAUGAUUGGCUUGUAGUACAACCAUUCCAACAUAGGCAUGUUUAUGAUGUUGAUGAAAUGCAAGAUGAAGAAAUGGAUGUUGAUGAUAUCUUGGCUGUGGAAGAUGAAGUAUAUCAGGCGAAUGAUGCAAAUGAUGUGCUUACCAUUAGUCUUGAUGAAAUAGAGUUGCUGAAUAGGAAGGACAUAGAUCCCGAAGAUAUUGCCGAUACAAUAAUAGAAAGCUCACAUGAAGUUAGUGAGGUUGUACGCCUAGAUGACAUCGAGAACGAAGAUGAGUUGGAUGACGAUGAUGAUUGGGGCCUUGACAUUUGA
Messenger RNA from Striga asiatica, 1176 nucleotides. NCBI's taxonomy places the organism in Eukaryota, Viridiplantae, Streptophyta, Magnoliopsida, Lamiales, Orobanchaceae. The record is from the annotation of a GenBank genome assembly.